AUGGCUUCGGCGCGACUGAGGGCGGUUUUUUUUCUAGAGUUGAGAUGUGAUUCCACGUCUCAUCUCAUCUACAGCAAUAACUUUACCACGGCUAACGCUCCCUAUGGCAGGCACAGCACCCCGAAUCCCAUUCCCGGCGGUAUUAUUAUCGCUGAAGGAGUGUCCAUAUCACGAAACACGAGGUUGAGUAGAUGGCCGCGCAUGCUCCGCUUGACGCUGAACAUCGUUUCUGUUGAUGCGUAUAUGGUGGGAGUAUAUCGUAGACGUGGCACGCGAUUGUCAAAGACGAUAGCCUGGUCGAAAGCUGUCAAAGGCGACUCAGAUUUGUUAAUGCGCCGGUCAAAAGGAUCCCAUUCCGGCAGCGGCUACAGCGAAGCGAAUAAGAGCCAGAGACUGUCCAAGUGUUUCGCCAGAUGUCCAGACUCCUGCCGCCUGGCGCUCCCUGUGGCUUACUGGGGGCCCGCCAUCUCUGUCCGCAUAGCCGCCAUUGAAUCAACGGAAGCUAAGGGCAACCUCUCGCUAUUGGGAUUCCCUUCAAUGACGCCCUUCUCGUUUCGCUCUGACACCCACGGCCAGCACGACCUCGAUUUUUGCCAUCCGGAUGGCGCCCUGCGCAAUGUCAAAGAUUCGACUUUCAGACUGCUAACAAUAGAAUGGUCCGGAAGUAGGCACACUGUCAGCCCCUAUGCCCUGUCAGGCCGUCCGGGAAGAUCCCGCACUGUAUCCGCUGUACACACCUCUGCAGCAGCGGCGUACGGUGUCUACGCCCUCAGAUCAGUCCAGCUACGGCGAGGCAGCGCCCUGCACAUAGCACUGCUACCAAGUCCGAAGUCAGACUACGUCGCAAAGUUCGCCGCAGAAUUGAAGGCGGCGCAUACAAGACGCAAGGGCUUGGCGAUACAGACGACGAGGAGUGCGGGGCUGGCCUCGGGGAGUUUUUUCGCUGAGUUCGAUGAACCUGACGACGCUGACACGCAACACGCUAGCGCUCCACUGCGCAACCACACAGGGACGCCGUUGACUAUUGCCACUGAUUGCUGCGUGCCGAUUGAACGUGUGUUAAAGCGCAGUGCUGAGCAUCGGAUUCAUAGUGUGUUGAAGCUGGAACAAGAAGUGUCAUGUGUCGAGAAAGUAAUUCGCUUGGCCAUACGAAAUAUAUCGCUGAGCGAGGAUAUCACUGGCCUUGCUCUGGUAGAUGUCAACAUCUAG
Molecule: messenger RNA, 1209 nt
Organism: Lindgomyces ingoldianus
Lineage: Eukaryota; Fungi; Ascomycota; Dothideomycetes; Pleosporales; Lindgomycetaceae
Exons: 6
Coding region: 1-1209 (402 amino acids)
Source: RefSeq, a predicted model, not a curated record